CGUCACAUCAGUAUUCCAUAAGGACAAGAUAUUGUUAUCGCUAAAUUUGGAUAACGAUAUUUCAAAUCCUGAUUAGACCAUUUGUUAUCAGUAUCUAUUGUUUGGUCAGACAGGACGUUAGUGUGUUGCAGUUAUGAUGAAGUCAAAAUUUUCCAGUUCUCUGGACGUGAUCCCACGACAGCGAAGUUUCGCCUGUCUUUCCUUGAAAUUUGGCAGCAUAUUUUCGGGUAUUAUUGUCAUUCUAUACUCAAUACUAGCGCUAGCUCAAUGCCUCAAGUCCAUCCUGCACCUGCCUGCAGAAUUCGACGUCAGCGAUUUUAACGUGGCCUUUGCGUAUACAGUGGUCAUUGGGCUGACGCUGACACAUGCAUUUACGCUGUUUCUUACAGCUAUAUUACUGGUUGGAGUUAUUAGGGAGAAACUGAAACUAAUAAAGCCCUGGAUUAUCUGGACAUCUAUACAAGUCAGUGUGUCCGUCCUGAUGUUCGUGCUAUGGAGUACCACGAGCCUCGUCAAUCACUCUAACGACAAUUCACUUCUGCUGUAUGCUAUCGAGUUCUUAGCGUUGAUGGUACGUUUCUACAUGCUCAUGAUAGUGGCGAGCUUUUACAAGCAAUUGGAAGAAAACGGAGAAGAAACAGAGAGACUGAAGAGUUUGCAUCAUAUCGAUAAUUGGUAUACUUCAGCUUAGAUCUUAAAUCACGCGAAAUACUUAUCAAAUUAACUUAUUUAUACGAUGUGUUAAAGGAAAACUGCAUUAUAUUUCAGGAUAAAACCUAGUACUAAUUUGAAUUGUACACUAGCUUCCCGCCCGCGGCUUCGCCCGCUUUGUCUAAAACCUAAUAAAUUAUAUACCUACGAAAACCUUUCUCUUGAAUCAUUCUUUCUAUUAAAAAAACC
This is a messenger RNA of Colias croceus (clouded yellow), 900 nucleotides long. RefSeq lists its product as uncharacterized. The transcript has 5 exons. The coding region runs from base 134 to 691 and encodes 185 amino acids. The record is from RefSeq and is a predicted model, not a curated record. Lineage: Eukaryota; Metazoa; Arthropoda; Insecta; Lepidoptera; Pieridae.